UGGAUAAUACAACAUUAAGACAUACAUUCAAUUUGUUCUUGUGAUAAUUUACAAAACAACAAAAAACUAUAAAAAAUUCAUAUACACAACAAAAUAAGACACACGCUAAAUAAAGUGCAUUAACCGCAAGAUGGCAGAGCCGCCACAGAACUCCUACGACGAUACCUAUGCGGACGAACAGUUCGAGGAGGAAACGCUCUCCGAGGUGGAGGAGGAGAGCGACUCGCAGAGCGAGACCGAUGUCGAGGCCGAGUUCCUGCGCGGCAACCCACACGCACGUCGCCAACAGUUGUAUGCAACACGCACUGGCGGCGGCAGCGGGUUUGCGCGCGAGAAGCUCAUGACAUAUCCCAGUUCUUCCGAGGAUGAGCAGCAAGGCAUUAUAACAAAGACUGUAGCUGAGGUGAAUCAAUUGACGCUGCCCUUUGAGCAGACAGAUGAUGAAACGAUGUCGGUGCGCACACUGAUGCCAAAGAGCAAUCGUGAGUUGGAACAGCAGCAGGAGUUUGAUAUGCUAGAAAGCGAAGCGGAUUAUGUGGAAGAGGAUAUGUUGGAAGAAGAGUUAGAAGAGGAGGAGGAGGAGUAUGAAGAGGAUGUGGUUAUUGCCGAGCAAAGCGAAGAUAGCGAUGUUGAGCUGGCUCAGCUUGAAGAAGAGCAGCUGGAAGAGCAAGAUGAGGAACAAGAUGAGGAACAAGAUGAAGAGCAAGAUGAUGACGUUGAUUAUGAUGAGCAUGAUUUUGAUGAACAGCAGGAGGAGGAGCAAGAGGACGAGCUUGAGGAACAGGAGCAGCUGCAGCCAAGUGGCUUGGUCGAUAUAAUCGAUGUGAGCGAAAGCGAAGCAAGUCUGCAUUCUGGCGAGGAGGAGGACGAAGAGCAGCAAGCAGCUUCGCAGCAUAAUACAGACAGCGAAAUGGAGUUUGCCAUAAUGCCAAAUACAGAUCCAAAAUUGCGUGCACCACGCUCCAAGCGGCAGCAGCAGCAGCACCCAGAGCAGGAGCCGGAGCAGGAGCAGCCUGCCAGCAGCGAAAUUGACAUGGAAACUGCUGUGGACUCGGUCACACUAAGUCCCAAGAGUACAGCGGAUCCACUCAAGGAAUUUGAUGAGCUGACUGCACAGCCAUUUGCGGAUCCUUUUAUAGAACGCAUGGCGGAAACAUCGAAUAUGAAAUUUCUGGAGCAGCAGAUGACACAAAUGUCUGAGAUGAUCAUGAAGACGUUUCGUCUCAGUGGCGGCGCAGCUGACAGUAGUGCACUGGAGCAGCUCGCUAUGGCCACCGAGAUGAUGCAGCAACAUGGUCGCCAGCUAAGUGACAUGGCCCCAUCCGAUGAUACACCAGACAUGUCCAUGACUGAAUCCCAAUCGGCACGCACACCAAGCAAAUUGCUCUCAACGCGCAUUCCACGCAGCAAAUGUCGUUGUCCUUCCGCCACGGAUAUUAACAUGAUAGAGACCCAGCAGCAGACCUUUAUGAUGGACGAGUGCGGUCAGGGUGAUGGGCUCAUGCGUUACUCCAUGACUCACUUGCACAAGCAGCAGCUCAAUUGUCGCGUCUCCAGCGUUACGCCCAGCAGUCUGAAUAGCGAAAAUUGUGGCUAUCACAUUGAUCUAGUGCGUCCACGCUCCACUACGUCCACUACAGAAAAGGUCAACUACAAGAAUCUGGGACGCAAGAGCUUUAGCUUUACCAAUCCGCAGGUGCGUGAAAUUGAGCGUCAGAAUCACAUUUUGUUAAAGAAAAUGAUGACGGUUAAGCCCACAAUUAAGCCAGUUGUUAACAGUUCCAAAUCCAGCUCCAAUAUGCAGGGCAAGAAACAAGCUCCGCCUGCUCCACGCUUGACCAGCGCUGCUGUCAAUCGCAAGAAGUAUCAACGCCAGAUUGAUUUGGAUAAUGAAGUGCUCAAGCGUAAACUGGAGGCGGUUGGCACACGCCGUCCCAUCUUCAAAUGAGUCACAAAGUGUUUAGUUUAUCAUUAUUAUUGUAAUGCGAAUUUAUCAGAUUAAAAUUUAUUGCAAGUUGAAA
Messenger RNA from Drosophila busckii, 2021 nucleotides. RefSeq names its product protein hemingway. The transcript has 4 exons. Gene Ontology annotation, biological process: spermatogenesis. The record is from RefSeq and is a predicted model, not a curated record. NCBI's taxonomy places the organism in Eukaryota, Metazoa, Arthropoda, Insecta, Diptera, Drosophilidae. Bases 131 to 1948 code for a protein of 605 amino acids.